Molecule: messenger RNA, 576 nt
Organism: Metopolophium dirhodum (rose-grain aphid)
Lineage: Eukaryota; Metazoa; Arthropoda; Insecta; Hemiptera; Aphididae
Exons: 6
Coding region: 1-576 (191 amino acids)
Source: RefSeq, a predicted model, not a curated record
AUGGCAGAGUGCAUGAAGACGACUCGUAAAGGCGGCGGCGGCGGCGGAUACUGCAAAACACAACGGCCAUCAGGAAAUUAUUCUAUGGGAAAUUUAGAGAAACCCGUCAGCUAUCAGUUGUCAACAAAACCUAUUUUUACUUCGAUGAUGGUCAAAACCAGUAGAACGCAGCCUAGUGGUUCUAGUAAUCGAAAGAAAGCAAAAAAUAAAAAAAUUGAAAUUGCAAAUGUUAUGGCAAAAGUUCCUAGUAUAAACUCCUAUUUUAAAGCCAAUAACGUGGUAAACAGCCCAGAAAUUACACCAAAAGAUUUUGGCAAUAGUCUUAUUACUGCUACCAGUUCACAAACGGAUGAUUUAUUAACUCCUUGUAACUCAAAUUCAUCAUAUUAUCGGAAGGAUAUUAAUUUGCAAACUUUAAAUGAAGAUAAUUCUGCUGAUGAUCCAUUUGUCAUUGAACAACAAGAAAAUCUUAACACUGACAAUACUUCAAAUAAUACAUUAUUAAAUACAAUGCUUGUUAGUUCUGCCAAUAUUGAUGUCAAUGCUGGUGUACUAUUUCCAACUGCAAACAAUUGA